GUUUCUUUAGUGUCCGACGGUGCAUCGCACCAAUAACUCUGUUUGAGCGCCACGUUGCGCACCAGUGUAUAAUAGUGUGAAUUUGGCUAGCCAUUUGAUAAAAGCGGGAUUUUGCGCACUCAAAAAGUUAGUGGGAAAGAGCUUUUCUAAGUGCAAGAGCCAAUGGAGACAGCAGCGAUGACUGUGGAAGUUAGACCACGCCCUGGCGGACCGGUGUACCUCGACGUCGAUGGCUUGCGAAUCAACAAGCGCUUCUCGCCGACGGUGGUGCGUGGUGCUGUGCGUUACCAAGCCACUGCGAGUGAUACCUUUCUGCUGUCGUACCCAAAGUGUGGGACUCACUGGGCGCAGCAGAUAGCCUUUCUGAUCAGUCAUCGAGGCGUUCCACCGUCCAAUGCCCUGGAACUUCACAUGUACGCACCUUCGCUCGAGAAGUUUGGCGCCGAGACACUGGCAGAACUUCCCGACAGAGGCCUUAUUCGCUCGCACUUGCCCUACGACCUCGUGCCGAAGCAUCCUCAAGCAAAGUACAUUUUCGUGUGCAGAAACCCAAAGGACGUCUGCGUAUCAUUCUUCUACCACACGAAAUCACUGCCGGAGUGCGGCUUCGUAGACGGCAAGUUCGAAGACUUCUUCGAGAUUUUUAUGGAAGGUAAAACCGAUUUCGGUGACUACUUUGAGCACGUACUGCCGUGGUACCGACGCCGUGAUGAUGAUAAUGUACUGUUCCUAAACUAUGAGAACAUGAAGAGUGACCCUAGAAGACAUGUCCUCGAGAUGGCUGCCUUUUUGGACAAGGAUCGUUACGACGAGCUUUUGCGGAAGGAAAGCAUGUUGGCUGAUGUUCUGAAGUACAGUAGUUCGGAGUGCAUGAAAAUGGAAGCCUCGAACGGUCAUGCUGCACAAUCUAGAAAAUGUACUUCAAAGGCCACUGUACCGGAGAUUAUGCGCGUUUUGUUUGAAACACCCGGUUCGAUUAGAGAGGUCAGUAACGUAGUACGUUUCGCACGCACCGGUGGCUGGAAGGAGCACUUCACAUCAGAGAUGAACGAAAGGAUGGAAAAGAAGAUUCUCGAAAAGUUUGCACAAACUGAUCUUAUCUCCCUGUGGAGGCAAUACGGGAUUAUCUCGUGAGUUUAGACCUCUCGGUCCAUUCUUCAUUUUGUCAAGUACCCAAACAACGUCAUUCUUGUUCAAAUUUCAGCGAGAUCGCGUUCUUCAUUGUUUUAUCUAUGUUACAUCGUUGAAAAGCGUAUAUAUUUGAAUCGCUUUCCAGGAUUCGCAAUGUUCAUUUUGAAAGCUUUACGGCAGUCUUUGAGGUUCUUAUUUCUUCAAUAGCUUGUUUGUUUUUGCUUCAUUCCUGCGCAUGUUUUGUAAAUAAAAGCAAAACUAUCUGUUC
Molecule: messenger RNA, 1399 nt
Organism: Rhipicephalus microplus (southern cattle tick)
Lineage: Eukaryota; Metazoa; Arthropoda; Arachnida; Ixodida; Ixodidae
Product: sulfotransferase ssu-1
Molecular function (GO): sulfotransferase activity
Source: RefSeq, a predicted model, not a curated record